AGUAAGUUGUGUAGAAGACGGUACUUCCCCUCAGUGAGCUUGAAGAUGUCGUCCACAGCAGAGACAAAUUCCACCGCCAAUGGAACGGCAGAUUCCGCUGCGGGGUUGCCUGCCCCUCCGCUGGAGCCCAUCAUUCCAGGUUGCACACCACACAAGUACUACCGUGUGCCGGACGGGCUGAAGGCUCUGCGGCGCAAGCAGAAAGUGGGGAUUAUUUUCGGCUACGUCGGUGAGUGCUACUGUGGACUGCAGUGGAACCACCUGCCGGAGUACCCGACGGUGGAAGAGGCCCUCAUGAAGGCGCUCUUUGAGACGGACAUGGUGAGCGAGAUCAACUUCUCCAGCUUUAAGGUGCAGCAGCUCCUUAACUUUGAGCGUGCCAGCCGCACCGACAAGGGGGUGCACGCCCUCCGCAACGUCGUCUCGGUCGCCAUUAUGCUGCCGUACGACCCCGCCUACGUGGAGAAGCGCCAAGCCGCGAUGCACAUCGAGCAGGAGCGGCAGCGUACAAGCCAGGCAGCUCCUCCCACCACCACCGCCGGCUCGGAGGAAAAAGAGGAUGAGUCGGAGCUGCAGACAGCAUUCAGUUGCGAGGAGGCGAAGCGCUUGCUUAACCUGGCCCUCCCUCACGACCUCCACGUGUACGCCGUGGUGCCCGUCACGCGCAGCUUCAACGCCUACCUCAACUGCGGUGGGCGUCGCUACGAGUACUACCUCCCCACGUUCUCCCUCAUGGCCCAUCGGGAGUACGCCACGGACUACUUCCCGUCUGCGCUGGCGCCGUCGCAGCCGACGCUGAGGGAGGUCGGGUUUGUGCCGGGCAAGGUCGGGAAGUGUCAAGCGGCACGGCCGAGUGCGGCACCGCUGACGGAGGAGGAGGAGGAGGCGCAGCGACGCAAAAAGCAAAACAGCGCACGCAAGAGCAAAGGACACUUUCCGAAGCGCAAGCGUGCAAGAGCCGUCGCUGUUGCGCCGGUGAAGACGGCCACGAUGGCUUCCGCAGAAGGUGCAUGCAACGUAAAGCGCGAGGAAAACGCUGUUGGCGCAAAUGACCUACCCCCAGAGACAACAGUAGAGGUCGCUGCCGACUCCAAUUCAACGCACGCAAAGGAUGCGGCGGGGGAGGAGGCGAGUGCCGGCGAGGCGGACAGCGAGGACAGCGACGCAGAGGUGCGGGAGACGCUGGCGCAGGCGGAGACGAGCACCCUGGCCGACAACUACGCUACCCAUUUCCACGAUGGCCUCUUUGAAACGAUGAUCCUCUUCCGCACCAUUCCCACCAACGUGAUGCAGCACGUGGCGCGGUACCGCCUACCAGCAGACCAACUCGAGCACACUCGCCGCCUCUUUCACGCUUAUGAAGGGACGCACUGCUACCACAAUUUCACUCCGGGCGGCCGCAGCUACGACGCCUCGUGCCACCGGUUUAUUCGCCGUGUGAGCGUCAGCGACCCCUUCGUGGUGUCGCCUGAGGAUGCGCUGCUGCAACAAAGCAUCGACCACUGGUCGCUGAACCACUUCUACUCACCAGAUGAGCGCGUGACGGCGACGUACGAGGAGUGGCUGACGGAGGCAGGCAUUACAGAGGGCCUGAAAGAUGGAGUUACCCAUGGCGAGAGCUCCGCUGAGGGAGCAGGCGUGACCAGGAAAGUUUCCGAUGCGGUCGACGCGGCUCUCCGUGACCGCAUGCGACAGCACAUCCGUGACGUCUACAAGGGCGGCAUCGAAGUGGUGCGUGUCGAGCUCGAUGGACAGAGUUUCAUGCUGAACCAAAUCCGCAAGAUGAUCGGUGCAGUGGUCUGCAUUGCAGCGACGGGACUGCCGGACACGUACAUUCAUGACGUGCUGCUGCGCAAAGGCAUUCGCCGUGGCAUUCCGAUGGCGCCGGCAAACGGGCUCUUCCUUUCGUUCUUGGACUUCUCCGGCUACAACCGUCGUCUGGAGCGUAUUCAAAACAACGGCAACAAUGGGACAGGCAAAGGGUCGCUCGAUGUCGAGCUCAACGUCAAUCCUGAAGAGGUGGAAGAGCAACGACGGCGCAUUAUUGCGGUGGUGCUGCGCAACGAAAUGGCCGAGGAUAUCAUGGGUAAGUGGAUGCGCUCGCUGCGGCACGUUGUGCGCCUGGCGUGGAAGCAUGACAUUCCCUGA
Messenger RNA from Leptomonas pyrrhocoris, 2148 nucleotides. RefSeq lists its product as hypothetical. The record is from RefSeq and is a predicted model, not a curated record. The coding region runs from base 46 to 2148 and encodes 700 amino acids. The transcript has a single exon. NCBI's taxonomy places the organism in Eukaryota, Euglenozoa, Kinetoplastea, Trypanosomatida, Trypanosomatidae. Gene Ontology annotation, cellular component: nucleus. Gene Ontology annotation, biological process: mRNA pseudouridine synthesis; tRNA pseudouridine synthesis. Gene Ontology annotation, molecular function: RNA binding; pseudouridine synthase activity.